Molecule: messenger RNA, 1527 nt
Organism: Labrus mixtus (cuckoo wrasse)
Lineage: Eukaryota; Metazoa; Chordata; Actinopteri; Labriformes; Labridae
Exons: 8
Coding region: 323-1345 (340 amino acids)
Biological process (GO): positive regulation of ERK1 and ERK2 cascade; interleukin-15-mediated signaling pathway; T cell activation
Cellular component (GO): external side of plasma membrane; membrane raft
Molecular function (GO): MHC class II protein binding; protein tyrosine kinase binding
Source: RefSeq, a predicted model, not a curated record
UACAGCGCCAUGAGCCGGGGGCUUCACAUCCGUGUUGGGCAAUGAUUUUUAUGUUUAUUACACUGUGAAGACUCUUACAUUUUGUCCUUUAAGGGUUUUCUUGUUGAUAUUUGACGUACGAUCAGGCCGAGUCACAGCUGCCCUGUUUUCCAGAGUUCAAGAGAGAAUAACAAGAUGAGGGGAAAAAAAAGACUGAAGUUGCUCAGAGGAAGUAAAAAAAGAGAAGUUAAAGCUGUAACUCUCUAUUUAGAGUGUUUGAGAGUAAAGGGUGUGAGAACGAGAGAGAGCACGAAGCGAGAUCCGUCACUUCAGAAGGAUUAAAAUGUCUUUAUCUGUGAUACUGAUGCUUCUGUUUACAGCUGUAACUGGAGAUGAUACUGCCUCCCUCACAGUCAGACAUGGACAUGAUGUCACUUUGCCAUGUGGAAAUGUGAUUAAAGAUCAGCAGAAAUGUGACAGUACUUCUUGGCUUUUCAGUCGUGAUAGUGGGAGCACAGCAGUAGAGCUGGUUACACUCGGGAAUAUAAAUAAAAAUGAGAAAGCUAAAGCUAAGAGGCUAAAUGUUGCAGAGGAUUGUUCUCUGGUUAUUAAAAGUGUCACACGUGAAGAUGUUGGUCGUUACACCUGCAGACAGUUCAGAUCAGGAGAACAAGUUUCAGAAGCUCGUGUGUUGCUGAAUGUUAUUAACAAUACCUCGGACGAUGCCUUCAGGUUUUACUGCUCUGUGUUCAGAUAUGGAGACUGUGCCCACACAGUGCAGUGGUAUUAUAAGGGUGAUGAGACAGAUAUAUCACAACACCAACAGUUAAUCUGUACAGCUACUGUGUCAUUUAAAAGUCUUCAUGUUGUUCAGAAGUCAAACUUUAAUGAGUUGCUGUUUUGUAAAGUAACAGACAAUAAGAGUGGACAAACACUGCUGUGUAAUGCCUUCUCUAAGUCCUCCUGUGAGAAAACAGACACAAAAGGAAGCACAUCAACAGAAGGAGAUGAAAUGAAAGAGGAUGACAAACCAGAUUGGUUGCCAUAUGUGAUUGUGGCCGCUGGUUUAGCAGCCUUCUUAAUCAUCUUAAUAGUUGUUGUGGCAUUCAUGAGACGGAAGAGAACUAAAGGGAACAAAACACAGACGGACAAAAACAUUGCGGAGCAUGAAGAUGUUGUUGCCUACGCCUCCAUCAGCUACACCAAGAAGGGCAACAGUAGAGCUCAGGCUGAUGGAGAUGCUGAAGGUGAAGGUGUGACGUACAGCACUGUGAGAGUCCCCUCCUCUGACACUGAAGCCUCUGUUGACCCCAGCAGCCUGUACGCCACCGUCAACAAACCAAACAAGAGAGAGACAACAGGAUAGUUACAGCUCAUGUCACUAAUCUUGAUAGACCAAUGAAUGUGACUCCUCCCCCUGCACCUCUUACAUGUAUCUUUAAUUUAAUCAUCAUUACUCUCUCGUUGUGUUUUGUGCAUUUUGUGGAUACUUUCUCAGAGUUCUUGUAGAGUUUCUACACACAUAUGAACAUCAAAUAGAUGUGUGAA